CCCCCCUCGCUAUUUAUACAGACACCAUUUCUCUUUCUCUCUGAUUUUUGAUGGCUACAUCGUUUCUCAUGGCUUCGGAGAAGAAAGUUGGUGGUAUGGAAGAGCCGCCUCCGAGGCCUGAUAAUGGCAAGCCGAGCGGCAGGAGAAGGCUGAAAUCAGGCGAGGCGGCUCAGAAGAUCAAGAAGCAGCCGCAGAGAGGCAUGGGAGUCGCCGAGCUCGAGCGCCGGCGGCGGCUGCAGGAGAACCUGAACGGGAUGACCGAUAACUUCAACCCGGUAUUUCACUCUCUUAAUCACCACUUUCUUCCCACCGCUCCGUUGCUAGACGAGACGCCGGCCAGUUACGCCUCGCCGAUCGCUAAGUUCGGUGGCUAUGGGGGCGCCGGACAGCUGGGCCAUCUGAACCCGCGUUUCUUGCUUCCGAAGUUCGGACAUGGCGGAGGGUCUGGCGUAGAGGGAGUGUUUUCCGAUCAGUUUCAGGCGGGUGCUCUCGGAUUCGGAGCUCCGAAUCUGAGUUUACUGGAGGCUUCGAAGGAGCUCUCUUCAAUACCAAACAUGAGCAGUUACGAGUCUGAUAAUCACUAUGGUCUCUGCCACAAGAAGAAGCGCGUCAAUGGUGAUCAAAACCUGGGUUGCAAUGGAAUGAGAGACAAAUUUGGCGAUAGUUUCCUAGGUUUGAAUCUCGGAAACAAGCAAACCAUGGCAGGAGGUGCCCCAAGUUACAAUGCCGAUCAGGAAGUGGAGGUGGUGGCGGUUCACAGGAAGCUGGGAAGGAGUAUGGUAAUGGAGUAUGAGUUUUUUCCAGGUGGUGGUGUUGGCGGCGGCAGAGGAGGCACGGAAUCCAAGGAGUGGGAGUUGGGAGGGUCAGAAGCUUCGGUUGCAGUCGGGAGUGAAGCUUCUGCUUCUUCUUCUUCUGCUGCCACAACAUGUUUACAGGCCUCUACUACCACUACUACUACUUCCAUUGAUUUGUCUCUCAAGCUUUCUUACUAGCAGCAAAAGCAUGGGCCUGUUUUUUUGUUUUUGUCCUUUCACAUUUGUGUGUAAUGCAUGUGAUCCAGGCUCCGAAAUACAGCUUUUUCUUUGCCAUUUUCCUGUCAAACUAUUUUCCAUCCA
Molecule: messenger RNA, 1115 nt
Organism: Diospyros lotus (date-plum)
Lineage: Eukaryota; Viridiplantae; Streptophyta; Magnoliopsida; Ericales; Ebenaceae
Exons: 3
Coding region: 51-992 (313 amino acids)
Molecular function (GO): DNA-binding transcription factor activity
Source: RefSeq, a predicted model, not a curated record